Messenger RNA from Sorghum bicolor (sorghum), 1442 nucleotides. Its product is annotated as TBC1 domain family member 13. Lineage: Eukaryota; Viridiplantae; Streptophyta; Magnoliopsida; Poales; Poaceae. Gene Ontology annotation, molecular function: GTPase activator activity. The record is from RefSeq and is a predicted model, not a curated record. Gene Ontology annotation, biological process: activation of GTPase activity; intracellular protein transport.
AGAUCCGGAUGCGUAUCUGUAUCUGGCCAACCGGCAUGUUUCUGAAGCCACACGGACGGGUGCAUCUCGACGCCCAAAUCCAUGGCGAGCUCGCCGCGAUCUCCUCCGCCGGCGCCUACGCCGGAAUUCGAGAUCUCUCGGCAGUCCCGUCUCUUUGCGGCGUUGUCCAAGAAGGUGAUAGAUCUCGAUGAACUGAGGAUGCUGGCGGCUCAGGGAGUCCCAGACGCCGCGGGCGUCCGGGCAACUGUGUGGAAGCUGCUACUGGGCUAUCUGCCCAAUGACCGCUCGCUGUGGGAGCAGGAGCUGGCAAAGAAGAGAGCACAGUACGCUGCUUUCAAAGAUGAGUUCCUUAGAAACCCUGUAGGUAGAAAUAUCGCGACAGGUGCAACAGAAGGCCACCACAACGUAAAUGAAGAGCAUGUUGACAAUGGGUUCCUGCACAGGUCAGAGGUAACAAGAGAGGAGCACCCUUUAAGCCUUGGGAAGACCAGUGCUUGGAAUCAGUUUUUUGAGUGCUCAGAGAUUAUGGAGCAGAUUGACCGUGAUGUAAAGCGCACCCACCCUGACAUGCAUUUCUUCUGUGGCGAUUCAUCUUUUGCAAAGUCCAAUCAGGAAUCUUUGAAAAAUGUACUGUUAAUCUUUGCCAAGCUGAAUGCUGGAAUAAGAUAUGUACAAGGGAUGAAUGAAAUUUUGGCACCGCUCUUCUUUGUAUUUCGGAGUGAUCCGGAUGAUAAAAAUGCUAAAUUUGCGGAAGCGGAUUCAUUCUUUUGCUUCGUUGAGCUGCUUAGUGGGUUUAGAGACAACUUCUGCCAGAAACUAGACAACAGUGCUGUUGGCAUUCGAGGUACACUAGCCAAGUUAUCACAGCUUGUAGCAACGUAUGAUGGAGAACUCCAACAUCAUUUGGAAGUAACUACAGAAGUUAAUCCCCAGUUCUAUGCAUUCAGAUGGAUAACGUUACUGCUGACCCAGGAAUUCAACUUUGCCGACAUCAUUCACAUUUGGGACACACUAUUAAGUGAUCCCGAUGGCCCCCAGGAAACCUUGCUCAGAAUAUGCUGUGCGAUGCUGAUCCUUGUCCGGAAGCGCCUCUUGGCCGGCGAUUUCACCUCCAACCUCAAGCUCCUGCAGAAUUACCCGCCAACGAACAUCAGCCACCUCCUCUACGUCGCCAACAAGUUGCAGUGAGCCGAUCUCUUUUGCGCCUGAAGCACUGCUGUGUUUGUUCAGCCAAAGCUGUGGCUGAGUCCUAGCAUUGCAACAGAAACACAGAACUGACCAGUUGCGGCGAUAAUGGUUUAUGUAUCUUGUCCGUUAAUCUGACGCCCUGCAUUCUGUAACAUGUAUCUGUUCAUCUGGCAACGAUUUCUAGUAUCCCAGUUAAUUAAGGUGACAUGAUUAUACUAUCUAAGCUUAUAUGCUGACCGGUUCUUCUUUGAUAA